GCGCCGCUCGUUUUAAUCGCGAAGCUGUUACCGCAUUGUAACAAGUGGCGGGACCGGCUUUGUAUCUCUCUCGUCUUUGUUUCUCCUCAUUCUCCCCGGCCGCCUUUGUCUCUCCAAAGCCAUGUCCGCACAGCACCAAUGCCUCAUGCCGUUGGAAGCGAAUCCGGAGGUGGUGAAUCAGCUGCUGACGCUGCUGGGGGUACGGGGCCUGGUGGCGAGGGACCUGCUGGGCCUGGAGGGCGCCAGCCUCGCAGCGAUCCCGCGCCCGGCGCACGCCAUCGUCCUGCUACUGCCCCGUGCUGCCCACGACUCUGGAGAGGGGCAGGGGGGGGCAGCCAUCCCCGGUGACGUGUACCAUGUGACCCAGCCGGCCCAGACGCUGUGCGGCAUUCUGGGUAUCGUGCACGCCCUCGCCAACAUUCCCCGCGCUGCACUCCGAUUGGACAGUGACUCCCCAUUCAAGAAAUUCCUGGAGGAGACGAAGUCUCUGAGCCCCGCGGAACGAGGAGAACGCCUGCAUAGUGACACGGCCAUUUCUAAGGCGCACUUGGCUUGUGCUAAUCAAGGCCAGUCCCAGGUGCCAGGCGAGCCGUCCAGUGUUGAUCUCCAUUACGUGGCGCUGGUGUGCGUGGGAGACGGGCUGUACGAACUCGAUGGAUGGAAGGCGGCCCCAGUGCACCACGGUCCUUCCAGCGCAGCCUCGGUUCUGGAGGACGCCGCCCGCGUCUGCCGCUCCCUCGUCUCCCGCGCCCCCGGUGACCUCCGCUUCUCUGCCCUCGUGCUGUGCGAGGAGACCGCCGCCUGAACACCCGGAGACCGGAACCCGGAAUCCGGAACCCGGUACCCGGAGCCCGGAGUCCCCCACAACUCUGGCUUCCCCAACCUCUUAAGAGUCGCAGGAUUGCACUAUGUAACACAGUUUAUUUUUCCUCGGUGGGAAGUGUUGCCUCCCUCGUUGCUUACGCCUAACAAAGUGUGGAACGUGGAUAUUAUUCCCCGCAAAACUUUUGCUUUUGUGACCGCGACGGUGAUAUUUUUUUUUUAUU
This is a messenger RNA of Petromyzon marinus (sea lamprey), 1046 nucleotides long. The record is from RefSeq and is a predicted model, not a curated record. Lineage: Eukaryota; Metazoa; Chordata; Hyperoartia; Petromyzontiformes; Petromyzontidae.